Pseudophryne corroboree (corroboree frog) is the source of this 7207-nucleotide messenger RNA. RefSeq lists its product as uncharacterized. The transcript has 9 exons. Gene Ontology annotation, molecular function: DNA-binding transcription repressor activity, RNA polymerase II-specific. Gene Ontology annotation, biological process: negative regulation of transcription by RNA polymerase II. The coding region runs from base 32 to 4363 and encodes 1443 amino acids. The record is from RefSeq and is a predicted model, not a curated record. Lineage: Eukaryota; Metazoa; Chordata; Amphibia; Anura; Myobatrachidae.
UCCGGGCUGUGCGUUCCACUUCACUUCCGGCAUGUGCGUUCCACAGACAGGAAGGGAGUUGUCUUCCACCAUUGCAGCAACUUCCGGGUUUCCGUCGAACGGGAGACUGGAGUCACUCGUCCGGCAACAGCAGGAUCUCAUAUAUACGGAGACAUCCAAAGACAAGGAGGAAAGGGAGGAGUACAGCUAUAUACCCAAGGGUGACCACCUUUCUGAUAUGAAGGCCGAAGAUAUAGAGGGAGAAGAAGAGACCUAUGUGACUGAUAUGAAGGCAGAAGAUAUAGAGGGAGAAGAAGAGACGUAUGUGACUGAUAUGAAGGUAGUAGAUACAGAGGGAGAAGAAGAGACGUAUGUGAGGGGAGAUCAGCAGUGUAAGGAGGAGGAAAUUCCUACAGAUAUCAGCACAGCAGAUGGAGGCACAAGCAGGAAUUCCUUGGAGGAAGAUCUCAUCUUGUCUGCAGAUAGUAAAAUAGAAGAUAACAUCACACAGGAUUCUCCAGGAGACAGCCCCAUUACUCUAUCUAGACAUCCAGAACCUCACAGUGCUGAUACUUCAUCUUAUCCCUCUAAUCGCGAUGACUGUUCUUCUAAUACCUCAGAUUUUGUUACACAUCGUGCAGCUCAUACACGUGAUAAAAUAUUUCCCUGUUCUGAAUGUGGGAAAAGUUUUGCACACAAAUCACGUCUUGUUAGACAUCAGAGAAGUCACACAGGUGAGAAACCAUUUCCAUGCUCUGAGUGUAGGAAAAGUUUUGCACAGAAAAUACAACUUGUUAUACAUCAGAGAAGUCACACAGGUGAGAAACCAUUUACAUGCUCUGAGUGUGGGAAAAGUUUUACAUGCAAAUCACGUCUUGUUAUACAUCAGAUAAUUCACACAGGUGAGAAACCAUUUCCAUGUUCUGAGUGUGAGAAAAGUUUUGUACACAAAUCACAGCUUGUUACACAUCAGAGAAGUCACACAGGUGAGAAACCAUUUUCAUGUUCUGAGUGUGAGAAAAGUUUUGUACACAAAUCACAGCUUGUUAUACAUCAGAGAAGUCACACAGGUGAGAAACCAUUUCCAUGCUCUGAGUGUGGGAAAAGUUUUACACGGAAAAUACAACUUGUUACACAUCAGAUAUAUCACACAGGUGAGAUACCAUUUCCAUGCUCUGAGUGUGGGAAAAGUUGUGCAGGCAAAUCACAGCUUGUUAUGCAUCAGAGAAGUCACACAGGUGAGAAACCAUUUCCAUGCUCUGAGUGUGGGAAAAGUUUUGUACACAAAUCACAUCUUGUUACACAUCAGAGAAGUCACACAUUUGAGAAACCCUUUACAUGCUCUGAGUGUGGGAAAAGUUUUACAUGCACGUCAAGUCUUGCUACACAUCAGAGAAGUCACACAGGUGAGAAACCAUUUCCAUGCUCUGAGUGUGGGAAAAGUUUUGCACUCAAAUCACAGCUUGUUAUACAUCAGAGAAGUCACACAGGUGAGAAACCAUUUCCAUGCUCUGAGUGUGGGAAACGUUUUGCACAGAAAAUACAACUUGUUACACAUCAGAUAAUUCACACAGGUGAGAAACCAUUUCCAUGCUCUGAGUGUGGGAAAGGUUUUGCACUCAAAUCACAUCUUGCUAGACAUCAGAGAAGUCACACAGGUGAGAAACCAUUUCCAUGCUCUGAGUGUAGGAAAAGUUUUGCACAGAAAACACAACUUGUCACACAUCAGAUAAUUCACACAGGUGAGAAACCAUUUACAUGCUCUGAGUGUGGGAAAAGUUUUGCACACAAAUCACAGCUUGUUAGGCAUCAGCUCAGUCACACAGGUGAGAAACAAUUUCCAUGCUCUGAGUGUGAGAAAAAGACUGGAAAAGAUCACCCAGGUGAAACUUACAGAGGCAGCUUGUGGUCCCCUGCCAAUCACACCUCACUUCCGGCCUGUGGGCUCCAUCCCACUUCCGGCCUCUGCGUUCCACACACAGGAAGAGAGUUUUCUUCUAUCGCGGCAACUUCCGGCUUUACCUCGAGCGGGAGUCAGUCGUCCUGCAACAGGGGGGGGGAGUAUAUAGAGGAACACAGGAGUCUCUACAAGGACGUGAUGAUGGAGAAUCACCGGCCCCUCGCAUCACUGGUUAAGAGAAGACUGUCAUGUAUUGUACAGGGGAGAGCAGAUGGACCCAGUAACAGAGAUACCCCAGAGAGAUGUCCCCGUCCUCUGUAUUCCCAGGACUGUACAGAGAAGAAUCACAGGAUCCCACAGGAGGAUCAGGGUGAGCACCUUUCUGAUAUGAAGGCCGAAGAUAUAGAGGGAGAAGAAGAGACGUACAUGAUUGAUAUGAAGGCAGAAGAUAUAGAGGGAGAAGAAGAGACGUAUGUGACUGAUAUGAAAGCAGAAGAUAUAGAGGGAGAAGAAGAGACGUAUGUGACUGAUAUGAAGGCAGAAGAUAUAGAGGGAGAAGAGACGUAUGUGACUGAUAAGGCAGAAGAUAUAGAGGGAGAAGAAGAGACGUAUGUGACUGAUAUGAAGGCAGAAGAUAUAGAGGGAGAAGAAGAGACGUAUGUGACUGAUAUGAAGGCAGAAGAUAUAGAGGGAGAAGAAGAGACGUAUGUGACUGAUAUGAAGGUAGAAGCUAUAGAGGGAGAAGAAGAGACGUAUGUGACUGUUAUGAAGGCAGAAUAUAUAAAGGGAGAAGAAGAGAUGUAUGUGACUGAUAUGAAGACAGACGAUACAGAGGGAGAAGAAGAGACGUAUGUGAGGGGAGAUCAGAAGUGUAAGGAGGAGGAAAUCCCUACAGAUAUCAGCACAGCAGAUGGAGGCACAACCAGGAAUUCCUUGGAGGGAGAUUUCAUCUUGUCUGCAGAUAGUAAAAUAGAAGAUAACAUCACACAGGAUUCUUCAGGAGACAUUACUCUAACUAUACAUCCAGUACCUCACAGUGCUGAUACUUCAUCUGAACCCUCUAAUCGCGAUGACUGUUCAUCUAAUACCUCAGAUUUAGUCACACAUCGUGCAGCUCAUACACGUGAUAAAAUAUUUCCCUGUUUUGAUUGUGGGAAAUGUUUUACAUUCAAAUCACAACUUGUUGUACAUCAGAGAAGUCAUACAGGUGAGAGACCAUUUCCAUGCUCUGAAUGUGGGAAAAGUUUUGCACUCAAAUACCAGCUUGUUAUACAUCAGAGAAGUCACACAGGUGAGAGCCCAUUUCCAUGUUCUGAGUGUGAGAAAAGUUUUGCACUCAAAUACCAGCUUGUUAGACAUCAGAGAAGUCAUACAGGUGAGAAACCAUUUCCAUGCUCUGAAUGUGGAAAAAGUUUUGCACUCAAUUGCCAGCUUGUUAUACAUCAGAGAAGUCACACAGGUGAUAAACCAUUUCCAUGCUCUGAGUGUGGGAAAAGUUUUGCACUCAAUUCACGUCUUGUUACACAUCAGAAAGGUCACACAGGUGAGAAACCAUUUCCAUGCUCUGAAUGUGGGAAACGUUUUGCACUGAAAUACCAGCUUGUUAGACAUCAGAGAAGUCACACAGGUGAGAAACCAUUUCCAUGCUCCAAGUGUGAGAAAUGUUUUACAUUCAAAUCACAACUUGUUAGACAUCAGAAAAGUCACACAGGUGAGAAACCAUUUCCAUGCUCUGAGUGCGUAAAAAGUUUUGCAGGCAAAUCACAACUUGUUAUACAUCAGAGAAGUCACACUGAUGCGAAACCAUUUACAUGCUCUGAGUGUGGGAAACGUUUUGCACGCAAAUCACAGCUUGUUACACAUCAGAGAAGUCACACAGGGGAGAAACUAUUUCCAUGCUGUGAGUGUGGGAAAAGUUGUGCAGGCAAAUCAGAUCUUGUUAUACAUCAGAGAAGUCACACAGGUGAGAAACCAUUUACAUGCUCUGAGUGUGGGAAAAGUUUUGCACGCAAAUCACAACUUGUUACACAUCAGAAAAUUCACACAGGUGAAAAACCAUUUCCAUGCUGUGAGUGUGAGAAAAGUUUUGCACUCAAAUCACAGCUUGUUACUCAUCAGAAAAGUCACACAGGUGAGAAACCAUUUCCAUGCUCUAAGUGUGAGAAAUGGUUUGUGUAUAAAUCACAGCUUGUGAGACAUCAGAGAAGUCACACAGGUGAGAAACCAUUUCCAUGCUCUAAGUGUGAGAAAUGGUUUGUGUAUAAAUCACAGCUUGUGAGACAUCAGAGAAGUCACACAGGUGAGAAACCAUUUCCAUGCUCUGAGUGUGAGAAAGGUUUUCUGUUUAAAUCAGAACUUGCUAGACAUCAGAGACAUCACACAGGUGAGAGGCCAUUUCCAUGCUCUGAGUGUGAGAAAUGUUUUUCAGGGAAAUCAUCUCUAGUUAAACAUCAGAAAUCACACAGGAGUAAAGCAUCACUAUGAUGUGAUACACAACAGGGUUGUUGCUACACUCCAGUCACACAGUGACACUUUAGGUUACCCAUCAGCAGAUAACUGGAAUGUGUGUCAUUAAUAUAAGAGUGGAAAAGAUCACUCAGGUGAAACUUACAGUAUUUCUUUAUUAUAGUAGACAAGCCCAGACUGCCCAUCUGUCACCUCUAGCAUAUUCCAGAAGGGCCGAUUGGCUGGUGGGAUCAUCUGGUUCCACAGGGAGAUGGGAAGGCUGUGCCCAACACAGCCUCUGGCUCUCUGGUUUAGCCACCCCCACUGCCCAAGGUGUGCAUCUCCAUGGAAACGGGGGCUUGCAGCAAGUCCACACACUCCCGACUCACAGCACAUCCUUGUGCGUCGUAUCCUUGCACCCCCCCCCCCCCCCCCCGUGAUGUGCACUCGCAUGUUUACAAAUGCCCAAUUCAAAUAGGAGCCCCAGUUCAUCCCUGCCAGUAAAUAUCGGCACCUCUCUCCAUAACAAUGUCAGACCAUAGUGUUAUAUAAGCGUCUAUGGGCCUAAUUCAAGGUUGAUAGCAAAAGGAAAAUCUUCCUAAUGGGAAAAUCCAUGUGCACUGCAGGUGGGGCAGAUGUAACGUGCAUAGAGAGUUAGAUUUGAGUAGGGUGUGUUCAUACGGAAAGCGAAACUGCAGUGUAAAAAUAAAGCAGCCAGUAUUUACCCUGGACAGAAACAAUAUUACCCACCCAAAUCUAACUCUCUCUGCACGUUACAUCUGCCCCACCUGCAGUGCACAUGGUUUUGCCCAUUAGAGAGAGAUUUUGAAAAUGCCAAUUGCAGAAAUUGCGAAUGCAUCGCAAUAUGCGGGCUGAUCGCAAAACCAUACACAGUUAUCGGAACAUCGUGAAUUUUUCCUAUCUGCGCCAGGCAAGGUCGUCCACAAUUCUUGUGACACAGACGCUGGAAAUGGUCAUCGCUGAUGUCAGAGGCCUCCUUAAAAACGCCUGGGCACGCUUGCAUUGUGUCAGACACAGCCAGAAAACAGCAGGUUUCCGCCCAGAAACGCCAACUUCCUGUCAGGGAAACAGCGGCUGCAUUGCGCUCAUGAUCUGUACAUAAUAUAUGUCGCUAUUUUUGCUAACGCAUGCGCAGUCGUUCGAUAAUCGGACGGAUUGGGAUUUGCAUAUUUUACAAUUCUUACUGAAUAAGGGGGUAAUUCAGACCUGAUCGCGAGCAGGUUAUAUUUUGCAAUGCAGCGAUCAGGUAGUCGCCGCCGACAGGGGAGGGGGGAAUCGCUGUGCAGUGUUAUGAAUGCUUGUGCAGAGCUGCACAAACUCAGGACUUACUCAGCCGUUGCGAUGAACCUGGACGAUGCUGACAUCGGGAUUCCUCCCUGGAAACAGCCGGGCACGCCUGCGUUUUCCUGGACACUCCCUGAAAACGGUGAGUUGCCACCCACGAAUGCCUUCUUCCCCUGUCAAUCUCCUUGCGAUUGCCGCUGCGAUCGCAUUUUACGUAGAAUCCAUCGCUAUGCGGUGACCCCCGGCGAUGACCAGCGACGCGCCUGCUCAUUGCGGCCCGCAUGCAUGCACUGUUGAAACCCGAUCGCACGGCUGCAAAAAAGAGGCAGCAUGCGAUCGCGUCUGAAUGACCCCCAAGGUUCAUAGGCUCCAACGGUCAUGAAGUUUAGCUCCAUCCUUCUCAAUAUCUAGGGCUGAUCUUCUGUCAGAGUAUAAAACAGUAAUUCCUGGGUAACAUUACUCAAUGUAGGGGUUUGCUUGGAGAUCCAUUUUUGUAAUACAGCCUUUCUGGCAAUAGUCACCAAAAUCAUUAAAAAUGGAAGCGGGGAAGGACAAUAUGAGGGAAAUGUCCAUUCAGAAAGAUCCACUAACAAAGUCUUUCCAGUUAUAUAAUACAGAUACUCCUGUCAGUUGUCCAAUGAAUGAGUGGAUUUUGUACCAAAAACGUGUAAUUUCAGGACAGUACCAGACAUUAUGUGCACAGGUGGCCGAUGCGGUCUUGUACUUUGGCCAUGAACCUGAUGCCUCCUCCACGACAUGUUCUCUCUGGGCUUGAGAAAAAUAUGCCCUGUAUAAAAAUGUAAUAUGAGUUUCUUGCAAUCUCACCGACCCAAGAUAUUUCAUUGCGGUCGCAGUGACUGCAAGAGGCGUUCAAGAUGGUGGAAGUCAGGAAAACCAUGAGUCCAUGAUUUCCAAAUCGCUUCCUAUAAUCUUUCCAAAUUGUCGGGUAGUAAAUCCGUAUACACAAACCGUAGAUUGAGUGACGUGUUUAAUCUCUAAGGGCAUAAGCAGUAUAAUAUAUUUUACUGUUUUACUUUGUACACAUUUGUUGAUCGGAAUAAAUAGUGCCCCAAGAUUUCCCGAAAUGUUGGAAUAACUUUAUCUUUCCAUGUCUGAUAGUGGGCUAUUGUAAGAGAGGGUAAGAGGUCAGGGUUGCCUGAAAAUGGAACAAAUUUGGAAAAAUGCUGAUCAGAUUGCGUGCGGGUUGUUCUUCCUAUAUACUGUGCCCCACAAACACAAGUGAUUAAAUAAACAACUAACGAACUCUGAUAGUUGAUGAAGUAUUUGAUCUUAAAACUAUGUCCAAGUGAACUAGAGUCAAAUCCAGCUCUUCUGUUCAAAUUGUGACUACACGUAAUACAUUUGGUUUUACCACAGUUAUAACAUCCUUUAAUGAUAGUACGAGAAACUAUUCAGCUAUCCAUCGUAGUAGGAUUUUUUAAAGAAGUUGAUCCUUUAAAGUGACUUGGAGCCAGUACAUUCUUAAGAUUACUUGUUUUUUUUAAAUAAUUCUUGGUUGUUCUUCUAUGCAAUUCACAAGCACAUUAUCAUGUUUUAAUAAAGAAUUAUUUUUCUUAA